AUGCCUGCCCCAAGAGGUCCACGUGAGGAAACUGGCCACAGCCUUCGCAGUGCUCUUCUGGAAGACUUCAAGACUAACAACAAGACUCGUCGUUAUGAGUUGAAGGACAUCUUUGACCAUGUGGUCGAGUUCAGCGGAGACCAACACGGGUCACGCUUCAUCCAACAAAAGCUUGAAACAGCCAACAGCGAUGAAAAAGAGCGCCUCUUCCGAGAAAUUGGACCAAAUGCUCUCCAGCUCAUGACAGAUGUGUUCGGCAAUUAUGUCAUCCAGAAAUUCUUCGAGCACGGCGAUCAGAACCAGAAAAAGAUUCUGGCCAACAAGAUGAAAGGUCGUGUCCUGGACUUGUCACUGCAAAUGUAUGGCUGCCGUGUUGUGCAAAAGGCUCUCGAACAUAUACUCAACGAUCAGCAAGCUUCGCUCGUUCGCGAAUUGGAGAAGGAUGUCUUGAGAUGCGUCAAAGACCAAAACGGAAACCACGUCAUCCAGAAGGCCAUCGAACGUUGCGACGCCAAAGACAUAUCGUUCAUCUUCCAAGCUUUCACUGGCCAGAUCCAGCACCUCAGUGUCCACACCUAUGGAUGCCGAGUCAUUCAGAGAUGUCUUGAGAAUUGCGAAGAUGUGACACGAAAGGCAAUCCUGGCAGAGUUGCACGACUGCAUGCCCACCUUGAUUGGCGACUCCUUUGGCAACUACGUCGCACAGCAUGUAGUGGAGUUCGGCUUUGAUCCCGAUCGACAGCGAGUGCUUGAGCUUGUGAUCAAGGGUCUGGAGGGCUACAGCAAGCACAAGUUCGCGAGCAAUGUCGUGGAGAAGUGCCUCGUCUUCUCGGCAAACCCGUGGAAAACGGAUGUCAUCGGCGUGAUUGUGCGCAACAACAAUCGUGAAGGGGAAACUAUGCUGCUCGGCCUGAUCAGAGACAACUAUGGAAACUAUGUUAUACAGAAACUCUUGGACCUCCUCAGCCAGCCGGAUCUUGAUCACUUUAUCGAGAUUCUCCAGCCGGAACUAGCCAAGGCCAAGCGAACAGGCUGUGGCAAGCAGGUUACCGCCAUCGAGAAACGUAUGCAGAGACCAUACGAGCAGAACCUCCACGCCCAUCAGUCCGCCUUCGGUAGCCGUACCAUCUCGCAAAACACGACUCCUCCACCUCCUCCUUUGACCGCAGACCAGCGUAGUCUUCAGAAUAGCUCUGUCGGCAGCGUCAAUGGAGACGCUCUCGAAGGCGCUGCCAGCAGUCGCAAAGGUUCUGUUGAGCACGCGGUGCCUACAGUCUUCGAGCCUUAG
Aureobasidium pullulans EXF-150 is the source of this 1287-nucleotide messenger RNA. Its product is annotated as ARM repeat-containing protein. Bases 1 to 1287 code for a protein of 428 amino acids. The transcript has 3 exons. Gene Ontology annotation, molecular function: mRNA 3'-UTR binding. The record is from RefSeq and is a predicted model, not a curated record. Gene Ontology annotation, biological process: nuclear-transcribed mRNA catabolic process, deadenylation-dependent decay. NCBI's taxonomy places the organism in Eukaryota, Fungi, Ascomycota, Dothideomycetes, Dothideales, Saccotheciaceae. Gene Ontology annotation, cellular component: cytoplasm.